Macrobrachium nipponense is the source of this 1186-nucleotide messenger RNA. Its product is annotated as TAF6-like RNA polymerase II p300/CBP-associated factor-associated factor 65 kDa subunit 6L. Gene Ontology annotation, molecular function: protein heterodimerization activity; transcription coactivator activity; RNA polymerase II general transcription initiation factor activity. The record is from RefSeq and is a predicted model, not a curated record. Gene Ontology annotation, cellular component: transcription factor TFIID complex; SAGA complex; SLIK (SAGA-like) complex. Gene Ontology annotation, biological process: transcription initiation at RNA polymerase II promoter; RNA polymerase II preinitiation complex assembly. Lineage: Eukaryota; Metazoa; Arthropoda; Malacostraca; Decapoda; Palaemonidae.
AUGCGUGACAUCAUCAAUGUGCUUGUGUACUGCCUCAUUAUUGAACGGAAGCUACCUCAUGAUACUCAGAUGCUUCGUAGUCUUGCUUGUAAUGUCUUACUUCAGGUGGUAUCAAGAGAACCUGGGUGCUGGGAAACUUGGGAGACUGUUGUAACAAGCUUGAGUGGUGUUGUCGCCAGCAGUAGUCGUCCAUGGGGUCAACACAUUGGAGCUCUUAUUGGCCUUCUUACUCUGGGAUCAGCUGCAUUAUUAAAAAGUUUGACACCCAUAGCUAGGCCAUACCAUAAUCGAUUAAUGCAUGCCAUAUCAAAGUCUUCAACAGCCACAACACGGGAUGUUCAUGAUGCGCACACAGCAAAUGGUCUCCUUUUGGCUGGUUUGGUGAAAGUGAUGACAUCAUUUAUAAAAGGUCUGCCAGACUAUUUAGAGAUUGUAUCGUCAAAAGAGUCAACCAAUGAAAGUAAUGAUUCUAAUCAUGGAAUUGAUAGACUGUCUCCCUCUGGGGUUGGUAACAAUGAAGUUACUCUGGAUCAAGUUUUAGAGAUAUAUAGAUUAGGAGAGGAAGCAUUUGGUCAGAGUUUUGUUGUUCAGGUCCCUUGUGUUUAUAUGUGUUGCACUCGUAACCAAGUGCCCAGUUUUUUACAAUCAUCUGUUUAUAGGGACCAAGCCAUUACAGGAGAUGCACUCCUCAAUCCACCACCAACAAAACGUGCAAAGAAUAAAGCACAUUAUCCAAUGACCAAACCAAAGCCAAGAAGAGGUCCCCCAAUCCCAUUGUCACGGGUCUUUGAAGGUUAUAAACCUCUCUCAGAUAAAAGAGACUAUAUUCCCAUGAGCAUCCGAGGAUGCUGGGUAAAGUCUCUAGACAAGCUUGUUAAGAAAGAAGGGACAUUCCCUGCUGUGAUUCCUCAUCCCCAUCGAAAACUACUUGCCCGUUACUGUUCCCGUAUCACUGGCUGCAUGCCACAUAAUACUUUCACACGACCCCUGUAUCCCCCUCUGAAACCUGGGUAUUCAAUGCAAUAUUUAAUAUUGUAAUGUUAUAUUCAUUCUGUGAAGUACAGUAUGAAAAGUUAACUUGUGUAAUUGGUAAAUGCCAUGUACAGUGUUUUUCAAGUGCAUUCUCAUUUCACAUUAGUCCAGUGUGCAUUAGUACUGAUGUAAAACUAUUAAAGCUUGUAAGUUA